Molecule: messenger RNA, 252 nt
Organism: Exophiala bonariae
Lineage: Eukaryota; Fungi; Ascomycota; Eurotiomycetes; Chaetothyriales; Herpotrichiellaceae
Exons: 2
Coding region: 1-252 (83 amino acids)
Source: RefSeq, a predicted model, not a curated record
AUGGGUCUCUUCGAUAAACUACACUCAAAACUUGAACUUUAUCGCCUCGAACAAAAGUACGCGCGCCGCAAGAACCGUACUACAUUCUCGACCGGCGCCCAAUAUGUGGACGGAGAAUACGUCUACAACAAUUCCGCCGAUAGCAGUCCUACCAUGUCUGCCACCUCGACGGGAGGAUCCGACACCUCUUCGUCAAAUAAGCGACAGACCAUGCUAUGGACGCCUCCAAACUCCAAGAGAUCAUGGACAUGA